CAAGUUGGGUCCGUCGUGUCAAUAAUAAAGCGAUUCAGUCAUGCUAGAAUAAGCAAGCAUGAAUGUGGACCCAUCCGACCAAUCAGCAUCCCUCUUUCAAAAUAUUUCAUCAUCCACUCCCCUGAUGAAGAUCCCUUGUUUGAAGUUGUUCCCUUCUCUCACUCCAUCUCUACCUAUCUCUACAUCAAACAAAAACGACUAACAAUGCUCCUCUCUCCCCGUUUCCACCUCUUUGAAAUAGGCGACCAACUCUGGUGCCCCGACUGGGUUAUCGCCUACAUCCAAUCCUAUCUCACCAGCGUCUGGAACCUGCACAUCCCACCCUUCAGCCGGACCUCCCCGGCAGGCAUAGCCGCCGAGCUCGUCACCGAAAACCUACCCGAUGCAUCAUCCUACACCUUUGUAGAUUGCUGCGCCGGGGCAGGAGGGCCCACAUCGACCAUGGAGCGCGUCUUGAACUCCCGGCUCCAGGAACAGGGGAAACGGCCCGCGCGGUUUGUGCUAACUGAUCUACAUCCGAGGAUCGAUGCUUGGUCCGCUAUUGCCAAAAAGCAGGAGCAUGUGUUGUUUAUCCCGGAGGGCAGGGAUGCGACGUCUUGUGGGCGGGUGGCGGGCGAGGGGAAGGAGUGUCGGGUGUUUAACUUGUGUUUUCAUCAUUUCGAUGAUGCGGUCGCGAGGAGGGUAUUGAGGAAUGCGGUUGAGUCGGCGGAUUCGUUUAUUAUUUUCGAGUUCGCGCAGCGCAACUUCUCCUCGCUGCUGAAUAUCCCUGUGAUGGUGCUGUAUCCGUUUUUCCAUACGUUGCAGCGGUACUGGUAUUCGCCUUUGCAUCUGUUCUUCACGUAUGUGGUGCCGCUGUUCUCUGUGGUCUGUUCGUUUGAUGGGUUUGUGUCUACGCUGCGGUGUCGGACGCCAGAGGAGUUGAGGGAGCUCCUUCGGCAGCCGGGUCUGGAUGCUUCUGGAUGGGAGUUUACGUCGGGCAAUCGCAUGAUGGUCUGGCCUUUUCUGCAUAUUUACUGGUUUAUGGGUGUAAGGAAGCAGUGAUAUUUAUUGUCAGUCGUGUCAUCAUUUAGGCAGACAGUUCUGCCACUCUUUGUUCUACCUCUUGUAGAACAUCAAAUCCAAGGACCGCUCGUUGUCGC
This is a messenger RNA of Aspergillus novofumigatus IBT 16806, 1139 nucleotides long. RefSeq lists its product as uncharacterized. NCBI's taxonomy places the organism in Eukaryota, Fungi, Ascomycota, Eurotiomycetes, Eurotiales, Aspergillaceae. The transcript is spliced from 2 exons. The record is from RefSeq and is a predicted model, not a curated record. The coding region runs from base 205 to 1041 and encodes 278 amino acids.